AUGAGUGACCACCCCCUGAAGGAAAUGUCUGACACUCACAGCAGGCCUCUCCUGGCAGAGCCUCUUUCCAGCAGAUACAAACUGUAUGAGUCAGAGUUUACCAGCCCUAGCUGGCCCUCAAGCCCCCAGGAUACACAUCCGGCCCUGCCCCUCCUGGAAAUGCCUGAAGAAAAGGAUCUGCGGUCAUCCAAUGAAGACAGCCAUAUUGUGAAAAUGGAAAAACCCAAUGAAAGGAGUAAAAGGAGAGAAAGUGGGGCAGCCCUUCGGGGCUCUGCAGGCUUGGGAGGCAUCAGCCUCUUCCAAGCAGUGGGCUACCUCACAGGGGACAUGAAGGAGUGCAGGAGCUGGCUGAAAGAUAAGCCACUGGCCCUCCAGGUCACAGACUGGGUCCUGAGGGGCACUGCUCAGGUGAUGUUUGUCAACAACCCUCUCAGCGGAUUCAUCAUCUUCAUAGGGCUUCUGAUCCAGAAUCCCUGGUGGACAAUUGCUGGGGGUUUGGGGGCAGUGGUCUCAACCUUAACUGCCCUCGCCUUGAACCAGGACAGGUCCGCCAUUGCCUCAGGCCUCCAUGGGUACAACGGGAUGCUGGUCGGACUACUGAUAGCUGUCUUCUCCGAGAAGUUAGACUAUUACUGGUGGCUUCUGUUUCCUGUGAUCUUCACAGCCAUGACCUGCCCAGUUCUUUCCAGUGCCUUGAAUUCCAUCUUCAGCAAGUGGGACCUCCCUGUCUUCACGCUGCCCUUCAACAUUGCUAUAACCCUAUACCUGGCAGCCACCGGCCACUACAACCUCUUCUUCCCCACAACACUGGUGGAGCCCGUGUCUUCAGUGCCCAACAUCACCUGGACAGAGAUGGAGAUGCCCUUACUGCUACAAGCCAUCCCCGUCGGUGUCGGCCAGGUAUAUGGCUGUGAUAAUCCCUGGACAGGCGGCGUGUUCCUGGUGGCUCUGUUCAUCUCGUCGCCACUCAUCUGCCUACAUGCAGCCAUUGGCUCUAUUGUGGGGAUGAUAGCAGCCCUGACGGUGGCCACGCCCUUCGAGACCAUCUACAUGGGCCUCUGGAGCUACAACUGUGUCCUCUCCUGCAUCGCCAUCGGGGGCAUGUUCUACGCCCUCACCUGGCAGACACACCUGCUGGCUCUUGUCUGUGCCCUGUUCUGUGCAUACAUGGGAGCAGCCCUCUCCAACAUAAUGUCGGUGGUUGGUGUGCCAUCAGGCACCUGGGCCUUCUGCCUCUCCACCCUCAUCUUCCUGCUCCUGACAACCAGCAACCCUGCCAUCUAUAAGCUCCCACUCAGCAAAGUCACCUACCCAGAGGCCAACCGCAUCUACUACCUGACAGUGAAGAACAGUGAAGAAGAGAAGUCCCCCAGCGGUGGCGGUGGGGAGCAACCAACCACAACAAGUCCAAAGGCCGAUGAGGGUUCGGAGGCCGUGCCCCCCAAGCCCAGGAACGUGUUCCACAUCGAGUGGUCAUCCAUUCGGAGGAGAAGCAAAGUGUUUGGAAAAGGCGAACACCAGGAGAGGCAAACCAAAGACUCUUUUCCCUAUCAGUACCGGAAGCCCACGGUUGAGUUGCUGGAUCUGGACACCAUGGAGGAGAGCGCGGAGAUAAAGGUGGAAGCGAACAUUUCCAAGACUUCCUGGAUUCAGAGUCACAUGGCCGCCAGUGGGAAGAGAGUCAGCAGAGCCCUCAGUUACAUCACAGGGGAGAUGAAGGAGUGUGGUGAGGGGCUUAAAGACAAAUCCCCAGUGUUCCAGUUCCUCGACUGGGUCCUCCGGGGCACGUCACAAGUGAUGUUUGUGAACAACCCCCUCAGUGGCAUCCUCAUCAUCCUUGGCCUCUUCGUCCAGAACCCCUGGUGGGCCAUCUCGGGCUGCUUGGGCACUAUUGUGUCCACUUUGACAGCCCUCAUCCUGAGCCAGGACAGGUCUGCCAUUGCAGCAGGACUUCACGGCUACAACGGGGUGCUGGUGGGGCUGCUGAUGGCCGUGUUCUCAGACAAGGGCAACUACUAUUGGUGGCUUCUGCUCCCCGUCAUCAUUAUGUCCAUGUCUUGUCCCGUCCUCUCCAGUGCCCUGGGCAGCAUCUUCAGCAAGUGGGACCUCCCCGUCUUCACGCUGCCCUUCAACAUCGCUGUGACCCUGUACCUGGCAGCCACCGGCCACUACAACCUCUUCUUCCCCACAGUGCUCCUGCAGCCUCCGUCCUCUGUGCCCAACAUCACCUGGUCAGAGGUCCAAGUGCCCUUGCUUUUGAGAGCCAUCCCUGUUGGAGUCGGCCAGGUGUAUGGCUGUGACAACCCCUGGACUGGAGGCAUCUUCCUCAUAGCUCUGUUCAUAUCGUCACCUCUCAUUUGUUUGCAUGCUGCGAUUGGCUCCACCAUGGGGAUGUUAGCAGCCCUCACCAUUGCGACGCCCUUGGACUCCAUCUACUUUGGCCUGUGUGGCUUCAACAGCACACUGGCCUGCAUCGCCAUAGGAGGCAUGUUCUAUGUCAUCACCUGGCAGACCCACCUCCUGGCCAUCGCCUGCGCACUGUUCACAGCCUACCUGGGUGCUGCGCUGGCCAACGUGCUGUCUGUGUUUGGACUACCAACGUGCACCUGGCCCUUCUGCCUCGCCACCCUCAUCUUCCUGCUCCUGACGACCAACAACCCUGCCAUCUACAAGCUCCCACUCAGCAAAGUCGCCUACCCAGAGGCCAACCGCAUCUACUACUUAUCCCAGGAGAAAAACAGAAGAGCGUCAACCAUCACAAAGUACCAGGCGUAUGAUGUCUCCUAGGCUGGCUUUUCCAAAACAGACCACUGUACGCUCAGCCUUCAGCAAUUUGUCCAGGCCCCCAAGCUGAAGGCCAUGCAAGCU
This is a messenger RNA of Hyaena hyaena (striped hyena), 2868 nucleotides long. It is a transcript of the gene SLC14A2, whose product is annotated as solute carrier family 14 member 2. Lineage: Eukaryota; Metazoa; Chordata; Mammalia; Carnivora; Hyaenidae. Gene Ontology annotation, molecular function: urea transmembrane transporter activity. Bases 1 to 2787 code for a protein of 928 amino acids. Gene Ontology annotation, cellular component: membrane. The transcript has 19 exons. The record is from RefSeq and is a predicted model, not a curated record. Gene Ontology annotation, biological process: urea transmembrane transport.